AUGGCUGACUCCACCACCCCUCCCUCCUCCUCCAGCACCGCCUCCUCCUCUUUGUGGUCAUUAAUGCCGCGUCGUGGUAUGGUGUAUUAUGGCGUCGGGGCAGUCAAGCGCCAGCAGACUGAAGCUGCCAUCCGCAAGCAAUUGGUUGCCGGUGGCGUGCGUCUCCUCCGUGCAGACGUCGAGAAAGCGAUGAUCCAGGUUAUCUAA
Molecule: messenger RNA, 207 nt
Organism: Anthostomella pinea
Lineage: Eukaryota; Fungi; Ascomycota; Sordariomycetes; Xylariales; Xylariaceae
Source: the annotation of a GenBank genome assembly